GCGCGCGCGCGCCAACGGCGUGAGGUGAGGGGUCGUGAGGGCGGGCGGCGGUUGAAGAAGAAGAAGAAGAAGGAGGAGAAGGAGGCGGCGGCCGCCCAUGUGGAGCGGUCCCGGGAGCGGGAGGCUGAGCCGCUCGCGCUGCCCGGCCCGAGGAGCCGGUGGAGGAGGAGGGGGAAGGCCCGAAUCGAGUCGCCGGGCCCUGCGCGCUGCUAGCGGGGACGCUGGGAACGGGCAGGCCGCGCCAUGAAGGGUAGCCGGAUCGAGCUGGGAGAUGUGACACCCCACAACAUUAAACAGCUGAAGAGGCUAAACCAAGUCAUCUUUCCUGUCAGCUACAACGACAAGUUCUACAAGGACGUACUGGAGGUUGGCGAACUAGCCAAAUUAGCCUACUUCAAUGAUAUUGCAGUGGGAGCAGUGUGCUGUAGGGUGGAUCACUCCCAAAACCAAAAAAGGCUGUAUAUCAUGACACUUGGAUGCCUGGCACCCUACCGACGGCUAGGAAUAGGAACUAAAAUGCUGAAUCAUGUCUUAAACAUCUGUGAGAAAGAUGGCACUUUUGACAACAUCUAUCUGCAUGUCCAGAUCAGCAAUGAGUCAGCAAUUGACUUCUACAGGAAGUUUGGCUUUGAGAUCAUUGAGACGAAGAAAAACUACUACAAGAGGAUAGAACCCGCAGAUGCUCACGUGCUGCAGAAAAACCUCAAAGCCCCUUGUCUUGGCCAGAACGCAGAUGUGCAAAAGACCGACAACUGAACAAAACCCCAAUGAACACUUUCUUGCACUUGCUUGUCGCCAAAUAAGGAAAGAGAGGCCUAUUGAUAAUUUUUUUUAAAUUACACAUCUUCAUUGUCAUCCUCUUAUUUUUAAUUUUUUUUUAUCUUGACCUCUCUUCAACAAAAUGUAAUGCUUCUUCCAAGGAUUGUCAGAUCAUGUUUGGGUUAUUUUUUAAGGUUUUUUUUUGUUGUUGUUGUUCUGAUUGAGGUGGGAAGAGGUGUGCAAAUCUCUUUAGUUUGAGGUGUGGAGGACUUGAGCAGGUUAUCCUGAUGAUAGGUUUUCUUCAGAGAAUUCUUUCGGUAAGCAGAAUGUAAAUCUGAGGGGGAGAAAAGGAAAAGCAAUAUCUUGUCCUUUUGACUUCUGUAUUAUCUUAUUUUUUAUAACCUACAGGGUACUUUACUCCCCCAGCCUUUGAAUGUUAUUUCAGUACUUCCCACUCUUCUUCCCAGUUCCCCCCACCUCAAGAAAGUAUGUAGUUCUUCCCAAUAUUUUUGAGUAUGGCUUUUUCCUCCAUCAUUUGCUGAGAAGGGCAGGCUACUUUACCAUACUUUUUCACUCUGCCUAGGCUGAUAUUUUUGAAUGUUUUUUUUUUUUU
Messenger RNA from Phasianus colchicus (ring-necked pheasant), 1372 nucleotides. RefSeq names its product N-alpha-acetyltransferase 50, NatE catalytic subunit (gene NAA50). The record is from RefSeq and is a predicted model, not a curated record. Gene Ontology annotation, cellular component: NatA complex. Gene Ontology annotation, molecular function: acyltransferase activity, transferring groups other than amino-acyl groups. Gene Ontology annotation, biological process: mitotic sister chromatid cohesion. Lineage: Eukaryota; Metazoa; Chordata; Aves; Galliformes; Phasianidae.